AUGAUGAAAACAAAUGCAGAUAACUAUAAGGUCAUUGAAGAAUUUUGCUGUAGAAUGACAGGCACGAUGAAGGAAUGGUAUCACAAUCUUGGGGCUUUCAAACAAGAUGAGUUACACCAUUUAGAAAGCACAACUAAUAUCCUUGGUGUACUCCACCAGGAGUUUAUCAGAGAUAUGGAUAUGUUCAAUAGAAAAGAUAGACAGGAAUUCUUUGAGAUGAAGUGUUGUUCCCUCAAAACAAAAGACCUCGACAAACACUAUCACAGGAUGUCACAAAGGUUUUAUCUCCUCAAUGGGUAUAACGAUCCUAGUCUCAAGAAUACCUAUGUAUCGUCUCUACCACAUGAAAUCCAGUAA
Molecule: messenger RNA, 357 nt
Organism: Vicia faba (fava bean)
Lineage: Eukaryota; Viridiplantae; Streptophyta; Magnoliopsida; Fabales; Fabaceae
Source: the annotation of a GenBank genome assembly